Daphnia pulex (common water flea) is the source of this 2316-nucleotide messenger RNA. Its product is annotated as protein MLP1-like. The transcript is spliced from 2 exons. The record is from RefSeq and is a predicted model, not a curated record. Bases 306 to 2105 code for a protein of 599 amino acids. Lineage: Eukaryota; Metazoa; Arthropoda; Branchiopoda; Diplostraca; Daphniidae.
GUAUGUGCGGUUCAGCCCACUUGUGAGCGGAGCCGCAGAGGUUUAGUUCCUUCCUUUGGUUUAAACAGUCGAAUGUGUUGGGUGAAGUUUGGACGAGCUCUUUUUACUUACUUUACGGUCGCCUUUACUAACUUUGCCAUUGGAUGCAAGUUGCAUUCAGUUAAGUGUAGUUGUUGGCUUUUAGCACUAAAGUGACUCGUGAGGCAAUUUUAUCGUAAAUACUCACCAGUUUUUAAAACAAGAAAUCGCCCUUGGACUGACCUAUACACGCAGCAUCUACGCGUCCCGCUGACAGAAUAGAAAAUAUGAAUUCCAGCGAUCAACCGGAUCAAAGGGACGAAACUGAAGAAGAACCAGAGACUCCCGUUCCCGAUGAAACAUCAGAAGAAUCUGUCGACUCAGGUGAUAAUAGCAGUGAAGAUUCAAAUGAAUUCUCAAAUGAAGUCGAGGAAAAUCAGUCACGGCCACUGAUAGAAGUCGAAACCAGGUCGAGCGGUGGCCUGGAGGCAUCAGACAGCGGGGAACACGUUGAAUGUGAAAGAGAAAACUACCCCGACAUAGCGCUGGUUGAGGAUAUUGAAGAUGAGCCGGAAGACCACAAAAUGCUUGAAACUAUUGAAACGGUGCAAGACGAAGCACAAGAAAGUCCUUCACACCAGCCGGAAAAUGCUGAAAUGGCUGUAGAACUAUUAGGUGUCGAGUUAUUGGAAGAGCCGGUGAAAGAAGGUGAAAAUAUUACUCUGGAGACCGAGGUAAAAGAUGAAGACAUUUUAGAAAUGAACAUUAAAGUUUGCGAGGCGAUUGAUAAUAGCUUCGAAGCAGAAAAUGAACCCAUAUUACUCACUGAUCUUGGCAAAGAGAGCUAUCCAGAAUAUGAUGAACCAGUUGACAAAAAUGAAUCAGAUGAACCUGAAUAUUUUCCAAAUCUUUCAAAAAACCAACCAGAAGAAUUACUAGAUGUCACUGAAAUGGAAGAACCAAGUGAGGAUAGCGUGACGGAAGCUCACAUUUUUUACACACAUGUUGAAUCCGUUGACUUAGAAAUUGCCCUUAACAUGGAGGAAAACACGGAUGACCCAGGUUUGGCAGUUGAAUCAGACAUCGACUACACUGAAAUUACGAAUGAGCCGGUAACGGAAGUUUACAAUCGUAAUGCAGAAACGGUGAUGGAAAAUGAAGAAGUUCUAGAAAUGAAUAUUAAAGUAGAGGAAUCUACAACUAAACACGCUGACCCCGAAAAAGAAAUCCUACUUACACUCGUUUAUAACGAUCAAGAAAAGGAGGGAAACCACGGAAGUGUCAACUCAAAUGAAUCAACCGAAGAAAUAACUGAUGUCCAAGAUGUCCCCUCGAUUGACGAGCUGGAAAAAAACGAAGAAUCUUACGAGUUAUUAAAAAAUGCAACCGAAUUCGACCCAUUGAAAGAGACAGUUGUCGAAUUUGACAAUGUUGACGUGCUACGGGGGAUAGAAAAUCUAGAAGAUGUAAAAGGAGAGGAUAUGAUUACACAUGAAGAACACGUGUCUGAAACCAAUCAAGAAGAGACUGAAGCCAAGGAACCUGGAACAAUUAUUUCGGUCGCAUUCAUACCGACGACACUUGAUGAACCUAUUGAGUUUAUAGACUCGGAAACUUUAGAAAUGACCCAAAAUAAGGUUGAACAACCUAUUGAAAGUUCGGAAAAGCUGGGAGAAGAAAUGUCGUUUCCUUUAAAUGAAGAAAAUGUAAUUGCAGAUGGAAAACCACUAACACAACUAGAAGAAUUAAAGGUUGAACUGGUUCCGGUGGUCCCACCUCGCCCACUUCAGAGUCAGGGAGCGAGUUCGCCUCAUUUAGUUGCUGGAUCGGAAGACAACGCCGAACUUCGUAGAGCAGCGAGUGCGGACUCGAUUAAAUCCCCUGAGAAAGUGUCCGGAAGGCGGAAACCGGAAUGGAUGAGGAAGUCGCUUGUAAGAAAAGGUUCAGUUAGACGGUUGUUCAGCCGUAUGAGAUCGAAGCGUUUCAGUCAUGAUCGACUGGAGACUCCACCACCACAGCCCACAGCACCACAACGUCCUCUACGACAAAUUAUCGUUGAUUUUUUGUUGUUAUUAUUCGAAUCGUAAAUGUCAUGCAUAAUGGAUUUUUCAUGUCGGGAAAGGUUAAAUUAUACUUAUUACGAGUAACAAAUGAACGUUUGCAAGUUCUAUUACUCGUGAUAGCAAAACUGUGUGUCCAAAUUUGCAAUCUCACCCUUUUUUGUGGUAAUUUUUCUCAGAAUUCAUUGGUGUAAAAUGCAGCUAUAGAUAAAAGUAAUAAACAACCGAAUAAUACUAA